ACAGUAUAGGAGAUGAACAGAGACUGCGGACAUACUACAGGAGAUGACCAGAGACUGCGGACAUAGUACAGGAGAUGACCAGAGACUGCAGAUAUACUACAGGAGAUGACCAGAGACUGUGGACACAGUACAGGAGAUGACCAGAGACUGCAGACAGUACAGGAGAUGACCAGAGACUGCGGACAUAGUACAGGAGAUGACCAGAGACUGCAGACAGUACAGGAGAUGACCAGAGACUGCAGACAUACUACAGGAGAUGACCAGAGACUGCAGACACAGUACAGGAGAUGACCAGAGACUGUGGACAUAGUACAG
Messenger RNA from Staurois parvus, 315 nucleotides. NCBI's taxonomy places the organism in Eukaryota, Metazoa, Chordata, Amphibia, Anura, Ranidae. The record is from the annotation of a GenBank genome assembly.